Messenger RNA from Lonchura striata (white-rumped munia), 2435 nucleotides. It is a transcript of the gene EPB42, whose product is annotated as erythrocyte membrane protein band 4.2. Gene Ontology annotation, biological process: peptide cross-linking. NCBI's taxonomy places the organism in Eukaryota, Metazoa, Chordata, Aves, Passeriformes, Estrildidae. Gene Ontology annotation, molecular function: protein-glutamine gamma-glutamyltransferase activity. The record is from RefSeq and is a predicted model, not a curated record.
CCACUGUGGAACUUCACCUCAUCUGUAGCCUGUCUUCAGUGUGGUCUGAGAGAUAAAAGGGUCCUCAACAUCUGCACAGCAGAUAAGCUGGAAAGGUGGCAACUCCACGUCCCACCCUGUACAAAGAAAUCAAGCAAACAACUUUGCAAGAGGACAGUUUUUAAGACAGCUGGAAGAAGGAGCCACUGCCCACCAGAGCAAGCAGAAGCUGAAUAUUUUCAUGGUACCCAGAACCAGCCAUGGGCCAAGGUCUGAGCAUCCAAAAAUGUGAUUUCAUGAUCCCAGAGAAUAACAAAAGCCACCACACAGAAGAAAUCAGCACUAAAAGGCUCAUAGUGAGGCGGGGACAGCCAUUCACCAUCACUGUGAGCUUCUCAGUUCCAAUACACAACUACCUGAAGCAGAUGAAGAGAACCUUCCUCGUUGUACAGACAGGGUCACAUUCUUCCAAAGCAGAUGAAAUCCAGGCUGAAUUUCCCAUCUCCAGCCUGGGAGACCAGAAGCAGUGGAGUGCAGCAGUGGAGGAACAGGACCCAAACUUCUGGACCCUGUGUGUGAACACACCUGCCAAUGCCCCCAUUGGCCAGUACACUCUGCUUUUUCGUGCCUCCAAAUCCCCUCAGCUCCUGGGCAGCUUCAUCCUCCUCUUUAAUCCCUGGUGCCAAGAUGAUGAGGUGUUCUUGGCUAAUGAGGUACAGCGACAGGAGUACAUUUUAAACCAAGAGGGCAUCAUCUACCAGGGGACUGAAAAUGCAAUCCUAGCCCAACCCUGGGACUUCAGUCAGUUUGAAGAGGAUAUGCUUGACAUCUGCUUCAUGCUGCUGGCUCUAGGGGAGCACUUCCAAAGAGAAAAGGAUCCUGCCCAGUGCAAAAACCCCGUCCAUGUCUGCCGAGCAGUUGCUGCCAUGGUGAACUGCAAUGAGUUUAGAAGCCUGACAGAAUACGAGCCUGGGCAACACAAUAAUGGGACACCCCCUUCCACAUGGCUGGGAAGCAGCCCCAUCCUCCAGCAGUGGAUUGCAUCAAAAUUCCAGCCUGUCCGCUACGGGAGGUGCUGGGUGUUUGCUGCAGUCCUGUGUUCAGUUCUGAGGUGCCUGGGAAUUCCUACCAGGGUGGUCACUGGCUUUACAUGGGCUCACAACACCAAGAGCAGCCUGAGUGUGGAUGAGUAUUAUGAUGAAGAUGGGACACUGCUCACGCAGGACAACAGUGCUCGUGUCUGGACCUUCCAUGUUUGGAAUGAAUGCUGGAUGGCUCGGUCAGACUUGCUACCAAAGUACAGUGGGUGGCAGGCACUGGAUGCCACCUGCCAGGAAAAAAGCACAGGUCUGUCCUUCUGUGGGCCAGCCCCUGUUCAUGCCAUCAAGGAAGGUGACACACAAGUUGAUUAUGAUGUCUGCUACUUCUUUGCUGCCAUCAAUGCCAAGUGUCAUGUCUGGAUACACAAGGCAGAUGACACCCUCAAGCCAGCUUUUGGUGGCACAAAAUACACUGGUAACAACAUCAGCACCAAGAGCGUGGGCAGUGAGCGCUGUGAGGACAUCACACAAAACUACAAGUACCCUGAAGGUUCUCUCCAGGAAAAAAAAGUACUUGACAAAGCCUAUAGAAAUAUGAAGGAACUUGAGACAACCAGCAGCAGCACACAGUUUAUCUUCAUUCCUACUGCUCUGGAAGAGCCACUCAACCUUUUCAUCCACUUCCAGUCAAGUAGUUCUUUGCAACUGGGACAAGAUAUUACACUUUCCAUUGAAGUGUUUAACAACAGUGAUAGAGAAAAGGCUACUCACUUGGUAGCUGGGAUCCAGGCUCUGCAUUAUAAUGGUGUGCCCAUUGCCCAACUUUGGAAGGAAGAGUUUCAUUUUAACCUCCACAGCAAUUCAGUCAAUAACCUGCGGGUCUCUGUGCCUUACACAUGGUUUGGAAAAGAGCUGGGAGAGAACCACUUGCUCAGGUUGACUGCUGUGCUGAGAGACGAGGACUCCUCCUACAUGUACCUGGCACAGGAAGAAAUCAGCCUUUGUGAUUCCCCUCUCACCAUUGAGUUCCCAGAAAACAUGGUCCAGUAUGAGCCAAGCACAGCAAAGAUCAGCCUCCAGAACCCCCUUACAGAACCCCUGGAGCAGUGUGUGAUAGCAGUCGCAGGGCGAGGGCUCAUUUACAGACAAAGGAAUUACAGGCUGGGCUCUGUGCAAGCUAGAAGCACUCAAGAGCUGCAAAUCCCAUUCACCCCCACUCGAGCAGGGCCCAGUAGACUCACUGCACGUCUUACCUGCCUCCAGCUCCAGAACCUGAAGAGCUACAGAACCACCAACAUUGCAGCUGCCUGAGGCCCAGCUCAGAACAGGUCCUUACAAAAGAGUGGCCAUGAUCUGUGCCCUGAUCAUUGGCAAGCAUAGAUGUUAACAGCUUAAUAAAAGUCAUAUUUAAAAACA